AUACCUAACCAAAAUCGAUAACUGUUGAGAUGAAAUGUAGCUUAUGCUGCAAGUAUGCGUGGUUGUGUGGUUGUGUGAUGAUCAGAGACACGAGUCUCUCUGUCGCUCGCGCUCUCUCUCUCUCUCUCGCUCUCUUUCUCUCUCGCCCCCAUCGUCUGUGUCUGUAGAUCGGUGCCACAGUCACUCUGUGAUGUGUGUAACAAGAGCACCACUACCAAUGGGAUUCGACGGAUAAAAAAGUUUGUCAUUCACUUGGAAGGUGAAAUCAUUCUCGGAUGAAAAAAACCUGUUAGGCUGUUUUGUAAGCAGAUGAGAAAUUGCAGCAGUAACAUACUGAGGUUUGAGAUGAAGGCGGCGAAGAUGGUUGAUUAGGAAUGGAUUUAGGGUCUGAAUCCUCCCGCUUGUUGCUGUUAGAGGUGUAUUGCACAACCCAAAUACUGGAAUAACGGAAAUAUCGGAAUUGGAAUCAUUUCAAGCCAUAAGGCAUGACGCCCCUCAGGAGUCUGUUCAGGAAGUGACCUCAGUGUGACAUCAUGGAGGACAGUUGGCUGCUCCUGUCCCCCCCGCCCAACCUCAGCGAGCCGGUCCUGUACGACAGCGGCUUCCUGCCAAUGACCAACGAGUCGCAGACGGGCGCGCACAACGACACCGACACGGACUUCCAGCGCACCAGCACGGUGGUCAUCACCAUCCUCUACUUCGUGGUGUGCGCCGUGGGCCUGUGCGGCAACACGCUGGUCAUCUACGUCAUCCUGCGCUACGCCAAGAUGAAGACGGUCACCAACAUCUACAUCCUGAACCUGGCGGUGGCCGAUGUGCUUUUCAUGCUGGGCCUGCCGUUCAUCGCCCUGCAGCUGGCGCUGGUCAACUGGCCCUUCGGCCUGGCGAUGUGCCGCGUGGUGAUGACCGUGGACUCGUUCAACCAGUUCACCAGCAUCUUCUGCCUGACCGUCAUGAGCAUCGACCGCUACCUGGCCGUGGUGCACCCCAUCAAGUCCACCAGGUGGCGCAAGCCGCGCGUGGCCAAGACCAUCAACCUGGCCGUGUGGGUGGUGUCGCUGCUGGUCAACCUGCCCAUCAUCAUCUACAGCGGCCUGAUCAGCAACCGGGACGGCAAGUUCUGCAGCAUCGUGUGGCCCGAGCCGCAGGAGGCCUACUACACGGCCUUCAUGUUCUACACGUUCCUGCUGGGCUUCUUCCUGCCCCUGCUGGUCAUCUGCCUCUGCUACCUGCUCAUCAUCAUCAAGGUGAAGUCCUCGGGCAUCCGUGUGGGCUCCAGCAAGAGGAAGCGCUCUGAGCGCAAGGUGACCCGCAUGGUUUCCAUCGUGGUGGCGGUGUUCGUCUUCUGCUGGCUGCCCUUCUACGUGUUCAACGUGACGUCGGUGACGGGGAGCAUCAGCAGCACGCCGGCGCUGCGCAACACCUUCGCCUGCGUGGUGGUGCUGGGCUACGCCAACUCCUGCGCCAACCCCAUCCUCUACGCCUUCCUGUCGGAGAACUUCAAGAAGAGCUUCCAGAACGUUCUGUGCCUGCGGAGGGCCAGCCCGCUGGAGGAGGCAGAGCGCAGCAACAGCCAGCAGGACAAGUCGCGCAUGAUGAACGACCCCACAGAGACCCAGGGCACACUGCUCAACGGGGACCUGCAGACCAGCAUCUAGGAGGGACACACACACACACACACACACACACACACAAACACACACACACACACACACACACACACACACAGUCACACCAUCGGCGAUCACUCGGAAGUCGAGUAUGGAUUGACAGACAGACACACAAACACAGACACAAACACACCAUCACUCAGAGUCGAGUAUGAUGGUCCUCCUUGGGGGUGGGGUUGUUAUUGUGGAUCUUCAGGUGGCUUAAGUGGCUUAUUCUGGAACACACACACACACACACAUAUUUAUACACAUUAUAGGAGAUUGACAGACCAAGCAAGGGCAAAAUAUGACACACACACACACAGAAACAUAUGCUGUAAAAAAUAUAUUAUAGGACAGUGACGUACCAGUCGGCACACACACCGGUAUACACACACAUAGAAAAACAAAUCAGGAGAAAAAAUUAGGCACAUAACGUAAAAUCCAUUAUCCAGAUGGGUGGCCCUCCCCCUGGCUGCCUGUAAUGUGUCUGUUUUUUCUCCAUAAGGGCCGAUGGCAUGCGCGCGGAUCUGUUGACCUUUACAUAGGGUGGACGAUGAGGCUCAUGAUCACACAUGAUCACCUCCGCUAAUCCCCGACAGCCUUCUUAUUAGCAUACAGAUGAGACACAAACACACACACACACACCAUUGAAUCAAACACACACACAAACAAACACACACACACACUAACUCUCUCUUUCUCUCUCUCACACACACACACACACACAAACAAACACACACACAUUAACUCUCUCUUUCUCUCACACACACACACACACAAACACCCAAACUCUCUCACACACACAUCUAGCACCGCUAACCUUUAGAGACCCUAUUUUAUUUCCAUAAAGAUGAGAGUGCAACACAUUCACACGUCGCUGGCCCCUAGAGACCUUCCAUUUCAACAGAAAUGCGUAUGUGCGUGCACGUGUGUGUGUGUCUGUGUGUGUGAGAGAGAGAGAGACGGCUGUUGUUAUUCAUGACAGAAACACUUGGACCCUCUAUGGGUCAGCACUCCGCUCCCCUCUCUCCAUCUCAGCGUCCAUUUCAGAUGUCAGACAAUACACUCGCUUACGGACACACACGGACAACUGCCCACACCCUGGACACGGACACAUCCUUGUUCUUAUUGUGUUUUUAUAGUGUUCUUAUUGUAUUGUCAUUUCUAGUCUGCCCUCACCAUGGACACAUCCUUGUUGUUAUUGUGUUGUUAUUGUCAUUUCUAGUCUGUGUGCAGUUGGUGCUCUUGUAGCUUUUGCGGCUAUAUGAACGCAAGUCCGAAACCAAUUGGAGGGUGUGUGGACGGCGGACGUCCACCCUGACCCGUGUGUACACCCCGAGAUGAUGAAAUGUACGUCGUCACUCGACCCCUUACAGAUGGGCAGCGUGUGAGCCCUGAGGACUCUGGACACACAGAAACAGUCUUUAACAGAUACCAGAGCCAGAGACACUAGAGCCCCACACCCACCCCCACCACUACCACCCCACCACCACCACCACCAGGAGAAAAUGGGCAAGCAGCUACGCCCAGUGAUGUCUGGGAGUGGGAUGUGUCUGUGUGGGAGGUGGAUGGGAGAGCAGACCCUGUUCCUAAAACACUGGACUGAAAGUGGACAAUUCAGCCCUGCCAACCCAGAUACUCUCUGUAUUCCGAGGAACAGACAAAGCAGACCGAACACACACGGAGGAGUGUUUGGUCUGACUGAUUGGCUGACUUUUAUUAAGUGUCAAGUUCAUAAUGAGAUUUGAUGUUCAUCCUUUGACGUCUGGUGGUGGGCAGUGUUGAGGGUGUCUUGAGUCUGUGGCCAACCAGUUGAAUGUAUUCAUUUGUGUGGGUGUUGUAUUUUGUGUUGCAGUAAUGUAGAUUUCUCUGUGUAUAGCAUUUUUUUUUCUGAUGCCAGUAACCCACGUAUACACCGGUAUACACAUGUUGUUUGCUUGUAAACCCUGUUCAUGUUUUGAGUUGGUGUGUGUGUGUGUGUGUGAUGUCCUGCAUGAAUGUGGGCAUGUGUUAUUUAAAUUGCUCUAUAGUAUUAUGGAAUUAUACAUUUACUAUGGAAUUACUGCCGUACAGACCAUGUCAGAGGAUUUGCUCUUCUCCGUGUUUAGCCUCCUCACCCGAGUGUGUGUGCCAUGGCUCCAUCACCCAGCCUGUGUGUGCCCAUUUGGAAGAGCUGCCCUCGCCCUCCCCAUUCCCCUGGCUCCUUACCUGUUCAUAUGACCAGUCUCUCCACACACCCCCCCCACCCCACAUCAGACGCUAUAACCCACGUCUUAAGUCUGCGUGAAAGUUGACUCCGCUGUUUACAACAGUUUUACUUACAGUAUUUAUUAGUAUCAUUGUCUGUUGAGAUGUAAAGUAGGUCAUGCUAAAAUAAAUGGCUCUUGAGCUGUU
This is a messenger RNA of Alosa alosa (allis shad), 4046 nucleotides long. Its product is annotated as somatostatin receptor type 2-like. The transcript has 3 exons. The coding region runs from base 534 to 1658 and encodes 374 amino acids. The record is from RefSeq and is a predicted model, not a curated record. Gene Ontology annotation, molecular function: somatostatin receptor activity; neuropeptide binding. NCBI's taxonomy places the organism in Eukaryota, Metazoa, Chordata, Actinopteri, Clupeiformes, Clupeidae. Gene Ontology annotation, biological process: cellular response to estradiol stimulus; neuropeptide signaling pathway; cellular response to glucocorticoid stimulus. Gene Ontology annotation, cellular component: membrane; neuron projection.